Messenger RNA from Cladocopium goreaui, 1448 nucleotides. The record is from the annotation of a GenBank genome assembly. NCBI's taxonomy places the organism in Eukaryota, Dinophyceae, Suessiales, Symbiodiniaceae.
UGGGAGCUGUGCAGGCUUCAGGUAGCAGACCAUCUGUCGACAGAAUUUCUAUCGUGUGAUUAGCGAAAUGCAUGGUGCGAGAAUCGAUCGUGCUUCAAAGAUCCGAACUGGACUGACUUGGAAACGAGUGCUGGGAGCAGUGGCCAUCCUGUGUUUUGGGAGAAACUUUCUGUCCUGUUUCACACCUCCCAGCGACCUGCAGAGCAAGCUACCAUCAGUCAGCGUGCAGAUCGCCACCUACAACCGUCCCUCUUUGGUUCUGGAAGCGCUUCAGCAGAUCGAAGUUCAAGAUUAUGCUGGCAAAAUUGAGGUGCUGAUUCUUGAUGAUAGCCCGCAGAGCUGUCAGCAAGCAGUGGAACAUUUUGCGAGCACAUCUCGGCAUUGCAUAACUUACCGCUUCUUGUCCGAGAGGCAUACAAUUGGUGCCAAGCGAAACCUUGCGGUGAACCUCAGCCAGACAGACCUGAUUUGCACCUGGGAUGACGAUGAUAUCUAUCCGAAGGACCGCAUUCGGCUUCAAGUGGAUUUUUUGCUUCGACAUCCCCGCUGCAGAUGUGCGAUGAUUGAAAGGCGCUACUUUUUUUGGAAGACCGGCCAUCUCAGAGCUUGUCAUGAUGAGCUGCAGCUCUUUCCCCUCGAAAACACGCUGUGUUUCUGGCGUUACUGGUUUCAGGCUGGACGGACUUUUGAUGCAGGAAACAUCAAUGAGGGCCUGGGAUUACUGCGAGGGAAGCGAGGAUUGAAACAUCCUGGAAGGGUGGGCAUCCUGUCAAUACAAGCAGAGGAACUGCCGUUCGUGUAUGUGAAGCAUAGUGAAUCCAUGACUGGCGACCAAAUGGUGGCGGCAGCUGAAGGACCUGUGGGUUUUGUUGCGUCGCCUCUCUUCGCCUUGGCGCGGGCACUUCACGGCAAGAGAUUCCCUGCAUUGGCAGAUUGCACCUGGUACACUGCAGUGCUAACCUCCGUUCGCAAACUUCUAUGUGAGAUCAUCGAGAAGGACAUCAAGCAGUUGGAAGGCUCCGAGGAGCUCGCACGGUAUCUCCGGAAACUGACAGGACGUGAACUGGAGAAGUCUGAAGGACUGAUUCCAACUACCCACUGUAGCUCAACUAGGGCCAUUCUGAGUUUUAUUCAAACUGAUAGAACAUGUAGCUGGUGGAGUCUCUGAAGAAACGCUGGGAAACCCUUGGACAGCGGAGGACUUCCGGCGAAGAUUUGGCUUUUCAUGGAAUCGCUCAGGGACUCCAAAACUGAUGCGGGAGAGUAAAAUAGUAGAAUGAAGAGAGUCCCAUUUGCUGCUCAGAAACUCAAGCUGCGGUUUGACCGAAGCUCACACAAAAGCGCGUUCGAUAGAAACCCUUAUGUGUCAGAAGGAACUGAGAUGCAAAACUGACUUUAAUGUUGCGCUUAGUUCCCAAGGGUGAAAGCUAUGAUCAAGAAUGUUCUAG